GCCGGAGCACACAAUGCUACAUGCGCACUUUAGUCAAAGUAGUCAAAGUAAGUCAAAACCCUAGCAAGCCAGCCCCUAUAUUUUGCUUUUCUCCAUUCUUUUGUUGUGUGCUGCCGCGAAUCCUUCUUCACUUCAAUCCAAACUUCUCCUGCGACUACAGCAAGCGUAAUGGCACCGAAGAAGGAUAAGGCCCCACCUCCAUCCUCAAAGCCUGCGAAGUCUGGUGGAGGGAAGCAGAAGAAGAAGAAAUGGAGCAAGGGAAAACAAAAAGAGAAGGUGAACAACAUGGUUUUGUUUGACCAGGCAACCUAUGACAAGCUUCUUUCCGAGGUUCCCAAGUACAAGCUUGUUACUCCUUCAGUUUUGUCUGACAGACUGAGGAUCAAUGGAUCAUUGGCACGGAGGGCAAUCAAGGAUUUAAUGGCACGAGGUUCUAUCCGGAUGAUCUCUGCUCAUGCAAGCCAGCAGAUUUACACAAGAGCCACUAAUACCUAGAGGAAGAAACACGAGCUCAUGGAUCGAUAGGUUGAUUCCAUUUUUCAUGCUAACGACCAUAUUACACCUGAUGACUAUUUAUUUCUUGUUAAUUUUGAUCCUAUGCUUUGUUAUUUAUUUUUAUAGAGGAAACCUUUAUUUUGCGCUAAUCAAAAUUGUGGCAUGUUUUUUCA
This is a messenger RNA of Mangifera indica (mango), 668 nucleotides long. Its product is annotated as 40S ribosomal protein S25-like. NCBI's taxonomy places the organism in Eukaryota, Viridiplantae, Streptophyta, Magnoliopsida, Sapindales, Anacardiaceae. Gene Ontology annotation, molecular function: structural constituent of ribosome. The transcript is spliced from 4 exons. The record is from RefSeq and is a predicted model, not a curated record. Gene Ontology annotation, cellular component: cytosolic small ribosomal subunit. The coding region runs from base 169 to 495 and encodes 108 amino acids.